Sinocyclocheilus anshuiensis is the source of this 2920-nucleotide messenger RNA. Its product is annotated as zinc finger protein 862-like. Bases 1160 to 2563 code for a protein of 467 amino acids. The transcript is spliced from 2 exons. The record is from RefSeq and is a predicted model, not a curated record. NCBI's taxonomy places the organism in Eukaryota, Metazoa, Chordata, Actinopteri, Cypriniformes, Cyprinidae.
GACUCGCGCAUGUGAUCCGCUCCGCAGGCCCGGCGUCAAGGGGGGGCUUGGGGGGGCUUAGCACCCCCGCAAUGAUCUCGAGCCCCCCCUCCCAAGCCUGGCAGAAGAGAACGUAAAAACGUAAUUAAACAAGUACAAUGUGACAUAAAAUGUGAUGUGUAAUUUCGAUAAAAACAAAACGUUACUAAUUUUAAAUUGAAUCGAGUUUUAAUCAUACCAUAACCACUAAAAAAAUAUCAGGCAAAAAUCUGACAUGACCAUCAGACUGGUGGUAGGCGGAGAUUUGUCUCCUAGUAACACUAGCCUAUCAGGGAGCUUCUUACAAUUGCGUGAUUCAUCAAUGAUGGCUAGAUAGAUUACCAUAAGGCAGUUUAAAAAUGGAUAUACGAAAAUAUAUGAUAAAUCGGUCCCAUAGUUUGCCAAAUGCGACCAUGCAAUUGCAAGCAUCCAACAGCAACGCAGUAGACACGCCAGUCGAAAAGACACCAACACCGAUUGAUCCUCUGCCCUCGUGCUCCAGCUCAUGCACGCCUGGACCGCCAAGAGUGCCUUUCGACCUUGGUGAGGAUAAACCGAAUCAGGUUUUAAGUUAAGACGUUUUCCUCUUCGCCUUUGCUACAACCAGCAUCGAUCAUUUGUUGCGUCAUGGUAUACGUCACGGGAGUGGUUGGAAUACUCCAUGGAAGCAGAUGCUGCAUUUUGUUUUCCAUGCAGGAAAUACUUAAUUUCUCUAUCUGACUCAGCUUUCACUGUAAGGGGCUUCAGUGAUUGGAAACACGCUGUAGAGGCGGGAAAAGGCCUUAACAAACAUGCAGCGUCGAAAGAACACAUUACAAGCAUGGCACUCUGGAAAGACAGAGAAAAACGGGCUGAAAGUGGACUUCAAAUUUCCACUAUGGUUAACAGUAACCAAUUAGCUAGGAAUCGCUACUACCUCUCCUCUGUAGUGGACAUGAUUGAAUUUCUUGUUGUGAAUCAUUUGCCGCUAAGGGGAAGCACAGAUGCUUUUGAUUGUCUAACAGAGGAUGGAAGUGGACUUUUCCUUUCAUUAUUCGAAUAUACCCUCCAAAAAGACCCAGAGUUAAGGAGUGUUAUGAAGACAAUACCACGCAAUGCAACGUAGAGUUCUCACGAAAUUCAAAAUGAUGUCAUUGCAAACAUGAGCAGUCUGGUGACUGAAGAAAUAGUUCGAGAAGUUGCAGACUCGUGGUACACAAUCAAAGUAGAUGGCACACGUGACCCAACUGGAAUGGAAAAUAUUUCCAUAAUCGUUCGCUUUGUUAAGGACAAUUAUCAAGUCACAGAGCGACUUCUUUCCAUGACAACAACUGAAAAAGGGGAUGCCCAGACCCUGACCAACACAAUAAUUACAGAGCUUGAAAAGAAUGGGCUCAGUACUUCUAAAAUAUUGAGCCAGGUGUAUGACGGGGCCUCUCUCAUGUCCGGAAAAAACGGAGGAGUACAGAAAAUUUUGCAGGACAAAUUAGGAAGGUUGAUUCCGUACGUGCAUUGCUUCAAUCAUCAGCUCCAUCUUGUGGUAGUUCAUGCAAUAUCCACAGAGCCUGCGGUUGAAGACUUCUUUAAUGUAUGCAACUUGCUUUAUAAAUUCAUAAAGAAGCCAACCGUUGCUAUCUUGUACAGAGGGCAGCAGCUUAAGAGAUUACUUGAACAGCGAUGGACAGGGCAUCUUCAAACGGUCAAAACAAUUCUGAAUUCUUUUCAAGACAUUACUAAGUUGUUAGCCGAGAUCAAUGGAAUCCGCAGAUACGAGAUGGAGGUGCACAUGGAAGCAGCUGGCCUGAUUAGGGAAGUAUCAGAGACUAGCUUCAAGUUCAUUGCCCACAUGGUGUAUAAGAUUCUACAGCUGCUUGAUGCUCCAAACAAACUGAUGCAGUCAGAGGACAUGGACCUUCUAAGUGCAGUCAAAUUAGUUACAUGUGCUUCAGAAUGUCUUACGAAAUUGCGCAGUGAAUCUGACUUCUUAGAGCUGUGGGAGAAUGCCGACGACACUGAAAUGCCAAGACCUCCCAAACGAAAGCGGACCAUCAACAAAGGCCUUCAAGAAUAUCUGCUGGAGGAAAGCAUUGGCCAGGCUCAAGGUGAUUUGGGAAAUCAAGAAGAGCUCAGACGAUUAUACUACAGUACUUUGGACGCAGUGCUUGCAGAAAUCUCAGAGCGUUUCGGAGAAAGAAAUAGCAAGUUAAUUGAAGCUCUUUCAGCUUUUGAUCCACAGUAUGACAGCACUUUCUUGGAUGCGCAACUCAUACAAGAUAUGAUGAACUUAACUAAUUCGGAAGUGAUUCAUUCAGAAUUUGUUGUGGCCCGACAAUUCCUGCGUAAAGUACUGGCUAGAUCGAUUUCUAGUGGCGAGAAAUUAACACUUAAACAAAUACUCCAGGAGCAUCAUACCACACUUGAAGCUAUGCCUAGUGUACUCGCUGCAAUGAAAUGUGCGCUGACAUUUGGAGCUUCUACAGCUACAUGCGAAAACUCAUUUUCUACUCUAAAAAUAUGUUCACGGACAAACGAAGGAGCAUGCUACAUCAGCGAAAGGCCCAUUUAGUGCAACUGGCAUUUGAAAGAGACUUGACAAGAAAAUUUCGGGAUGAAUGGAAAGAUACUCUACUGAGAAGGUUCAACGAGAGUAAGCGCCGCAGACUCCAGCUGUUCUAGCAGGCUAAAUUAAAUUAUAUCGAUACCAAAUGCCCACUGACACUCACGCUAUGUGCCCCCCGGGCAGAAGGGAUAGCCCCCCCUGUUAAAAUGUUCUGGCGCCGGGACUGCCGCUCCAUGCUAUUGUGUCUCUGGACCUGAGCAGAGUGUGUGUACGGUGCGGUGGUUAGUGUGACACAGCGCAAAACCAGACUUCUUUUUUUCCUCAAUGGAAAGCAUAUUUACACUGUUUGAAUCGUUCCCUGUC